UUGUUGAAAUUGUUCUGUUACAUUUGAUGUUGCUGUCUGAGAUUAAUUUUUGUGACUGCUCUUUUAAUGUCUACCUUACAGGCCACACCUCCAGGAUGGUUAGCUCCUCCCCCAGCACUGAGAGUUUGUCUGGUGGGCAGGAUCAUGCAAUGUCUUCCCCUCCUCUGCCGGUGUCCAUGGGCCAAGAUUCCAGCACAUCUUCUCCUCCCCUCUCUGCCACAAAGAAAGACUCUUUCUUUAAUAUCAGUCACUCACGGUCACACAGUAAAACUAUAAACAAAAAGGAUGCGGAGGAGCUGGAGGUCCAGGUUUCGUUCUUACAGGGUCAGAUUAACGACCUAGAGGCCAUGAGUAAAUAUUGUGCCAAGAUGAUGAACAUGCACAUAGGCAAAAUUCAAGAUGUGAUACUGCAGGAGCAUCUGGAGAAGGAAGAUGAGGUUCUGGUGUCACUUGCUGGACUAAAACAGAUUAAGGACAUCCUGAAAGGGGCUCUCAGAUUCAACCAGAGCCAGCUGGAGUCAGAGGAAAAUGAGGAGAUCGCCAUAGCAGAUGAUCACUACUGCUCUAGUCAGUAUAGCACACUAAAGGACCAGAGUGAUCCAGACCAUUUGUCUGAAGACACAGCUGAUUCUACUAUCAUACAACAAAAGGCUCCACAGCACAACAACCACCAGGAAGGAGACAUGGUAGCUGAGAAAGAAGAGGAAGAGCAGGAGGAGGAGAGGGAGGAGGAGAAGGUCUUGACAACUGAGAAUAUCACCACAAUACCAGAGCCACAGGCCACUGAAGCGAGAAACUGGGACGACUACAUCUUGGUCUUGCAGGAUGGUGAGCCAUCUGAGAGUGAGGAGCAAAGCAUAACCACCACAGCUCCACUCUUUAAGCACGUACGAGGCCUAAACAAGGUGGAUUUUCAAGACCCUCUGAUGGGAACCACAUCUGGGUCCUCCAGUCCAGAUGACGGCAGCACUCACAGCAAGGACUCUGAUUUCACUAUUGUUAAUCCUACUGACCUUUGAACCCGGAUUCCCCCUAAAUAUGACUGGACCCAUCUUCAACACUUAAGAAACUCUGCUGGAUGAUUGCACAUAUGAACUCAGGCUGAUUGCCCCAUGCCCCGUUACUGAAUCCCUAAACCAC
Messenger RNA from Sinocyclocheilus grahami, 1140 nucleotides. Its product is annotated as TBC1 domain family member 5-like. Bases 27 to 1019 code for a protein of 330 amino acids. The transcript is spliced from 5 exons. The record is from RefSeq and is a predicted model, not a curated record. NCBI's taxonomy places the organism in Eukaryota, Metazoa, Chordata, Actinopteri, Cypriniformes, Cyprinidae.